AACUGAUGAUUAACAUGCUGCGUAAAAUAGUUGGAGUUCUUCUCUGUUGUACUGUGUAGGUCCAGUCUGAGUUGUUAUAUUCUCUGUGGUGUAUGUUACACUUUGUUUAAUUAUUGAACCUGUCACUUGACCAGAGCCAAAGCUGCUGUUGGAGCUGCUCCUGCCAACAUGUGUAACCAGGCUACACUAAACAAACAACUUGGCUGCUCCGUUUUCUGUGUGGCUCUGAAUCUGCAGUUGUAAUUGUCAGAAAAUGAGCUCUGAUGUUUUAGUGUCACGGCCAAACUAUGACAGCAGAGCUGUGGCUCAGGGGUUCCCGGAGAAAGAGCCUCCUGUACAGCCGGGUGUCCCGCAGCCGUCUUCGGGCUCAGCCACCGCGGGGUACCGCUCCGCUAAAUACACCCCGGCUGAGUGGUUCUCCAACUACCACGCUAUCCUCCAACAGGCCGGUACCGACCACCGCGAAGCCCGGAGCGUCCAGCGGGAGUCCAAGACGCUGUAUCAGGACACCGAGACAGCCACUGUGAACACCCAGGCUCAGGGAACGCGUCUUCUGGGAGAGAGACUACAAGAUCUCCACUCCUGGAAGUCUGAGCUGCAGCGGCACAUCGAGCAGCUGCGGGCCGACACCGAGUCUCUGAUGCCGCUGAAGAUGCGGCUGGAGAAGGCGCUGGACGCCACCGAGACGCCAUAUGCCAUCGCCACCGAUAAUCUGAACUGCAGGGCCAGAAGACUGGGCCCAGACCUGGUCAGAGACACCGUGGAGGAGGAGCUGCUGAAGGAAGUGGACUUGAUCAGGAGCAUCCAGGAUCUUUUGAAGAGAACUACAGCUCAGGUUGUCACUCAGAUCAAGAUGAACAGAGAGGCCAAGCAGACAUUAGAGUUGGACUGGUCUGAUAAGCACCAAGCCUACAACUUUGAUGACCACUGUGGAAGACACAGUAACAUGAGCCCAGAUACACAGCACCACCCAGGCUCAGCCGCCGUGCAGGACCAGGUGUGUAACCACUCAUCAUGGACCAAGUUCACACAGGACAACCUGAUCAAGGCCAUGCAGGAAGAACAGGCCACUUACAGCCUCAGACUGCUGGUGGAGCGAGUGCUGCAGGACACCACCGAGGAUCUGAGAGUCCAGUGCUCCAACGUGGACAGAGCCUUCAGCCAGCGCUGUGCAGAGCUGAUAGAGGCCAAGACCCAGCUGGAGAUGAAGCGUGUAAAGGUCCUGGAGCAAAUUGGAGACCAGGAGAGGAAUAUUGUGGCCCUGCAGCAGGCCAUCGAUAAUAAAGAGGCUCCACUGAGAGUAGCUCAGUCCAGACUUUACCUUCGCUCUCUCAGACCCAAUAUGGAGCUGUGCAGGGACGAACCCCAGCUCAGUUUGGAGGGGGAGGUGAGACAAAUCGAUGCCACCGUGACGUCUCUGCAGCAGCAGCUGAGCGAGGCCAGAGGCUCCCUGUCCCGCCUGGAGGAGUCACGCUUGGCCCUCGAGAAGGACAUUAGCUGCAAAACCCACUCACUGUUCAUCGAGAGAGACAAGUGCCUGACUCAACGCAGACGAUACCCAACAAACUUUACACUCUCAGGAUAUUGAAGAUAAUGACUCUGAGUGUUUGUGUGGCCUGUGCUUUGGUUUUCAAAUUGUUUGGUUAAAAUGUUUUGGCUUAGUUGUGCUGUGCAUACAGUAAGGGUUGAAGCUUGUUAGUAGAGAGCAUGAGCACAUUUUAUGUACUGAAAACAGUUGUUUAGUUUUGCAAAAAGGUUCACGAGUUAUUUAGAACUUCUUACGGUAAGAGCAGAUGCUUCAAACUGAUCAGUUAUAACACCAACAUUAUGAGCAAUUGAUAAUUAGUGUAAUGGUGAGAGCCAAUGUGUAAAAACAGAUGACUGUGUGAAAAUAGAUGACUAUACGGUGUGUUUAAGUAAAACUUGCAGUUUGUGUACAUUAUCUGGUAAUUACAGAACAAAUAGUUACAGGAAACGCCAGCCUUGCAGUUAUUACUUUCGUUGUUGUUUCACUAGACAAAAUCAGGCAAUAAUCUGCAUGUGACCCUAAAAUGCAAAGUUUGACCACAGUCACACUUACUGUUACAUUUCUUUUGGUCCUGUUGCAUUAUUAGUUAUACUGAUUACAGCUGAUAGCUUCGGCUGCAGCGAAGGUUUUGUGCAUAUACUUUUCAAUGUGCACGUUUUUCUGGUGUUUGGAGGAAUCCAGAUGUGAACGUGUUACAAUGUCUUAAUCUUCAUGAAACAUAACAAAGAAAUGAAAACAGGGACAGUUACAUAGAUGAGAUGGUAUCUGCUGGAGCAAACUGGGGUGAGCAGCUGUUAUUGCUGCAUCGUAUUUUAUGUUUAGACAAAACGAUUAACCGACUAGUCAAGAAAUUAUCAGCAGGUAUAUUUAUAUUUUAUGUAUUUCCUAGUGUCUGUGGAAUGUGUUUCCAGGUGGAACCAACUAUUCUGAUGAAUUGUUUCAGUCAUAGCUUUGAAAAAAAUGACUUUUAUUGGUUUUGUAUUUGCUUCUGUACAUGUAGAUAAAUGACAUUUUGGUAUUUAGCUGAAAUGGUUAUCCACAAUUUCUUAUAAGGAGUGCAGCUGUGUUAAACUGUUAUAACCUGUUAUUAGCAAUGUGCAAUCACAGUGAGUGUAAAGCUGAAAGCAAAAGUGUAAAAUCAAACUAAAGCAAUGAACAUGUAUCUACUAGUGAUGUGCGAUACCAUUUAUUUCCUUUCUGAUCCAAUACCAAGUAAAUUCCAGGCUGGUAUCGUCGAUACCAGUGCUAAGGAGUGAUUAUUAUCAAUACUUUGAGCAAAAAAAAGAGGGGAAAGGGUCCAGACAACAGAGAAUGAUGGAGAAGAGGAGCUGUAAUGUGUAUCUAUAAUUGGCUUCCCGCUGUAACUGGUCACAUACUGUGACCCUUCACUACUGUGAAGGGACAUUUCUGCAGCCCAGAUACUGAACUGUGGGACUACGCCAUUACUACAUAGGAGACUCUUUACAUGCCAUCUUGGUUGUUGUUUACAACCCUCCUUCUGGCAACUGCAUAUGAAAUCCACUCUGUUACCAUGAGACUCCAGACUUAAAAUUUUUUGAUUCUGAUUUUCUGUGGUUCACAUAUUUACAAAGCUGUAGUUCAUAUAUGAUUAUGGCAGGUGGAAGGAGAAGUAGUUCCUAUCAAAUGGAUAUUAUUUACACUGUCCUGGUAAUAAAGUAGUUACUGUUUCCCCUGCUGAAGUUAAAAUCCACAUUUACCCCAGAUUAGCCUGCUAAUUUAAGAUACUGAUCUUUUAAAAUGGGAAUCGAUCCUAGAACAGGAAACGCUAGGAUUGGAAGCAUUGGGAAUUCAAAACUGAUCCGCACACCACUAAUAAAUACUGAAGGUUUUUGAUGGUAACUAUAAAACAAAUCUUCAGUCAGGCAGUGAAAAGGUUGGGCCA
Monopterus albus (swamp eel) is the source of this 3431-nucleotide messenger RNA. RefSeq names its product tektin 4 (gene tekt4). Gene Ontology annotation, cellular component: sperm flagellum; microtubule cytoskeleton; nucleus. Gene Ontology annotation, biological process: cilium movement involved in cell motility; cilium assembly. The record is from RefSeq and is a predicted model, not a curated record. The transcript is spliced from 7 exons. NCBI's taxonomy places the organism in Eukaryota, Metazoa, Chordata, Actinopteri, Synbranchiformes, Synbranchidae. The coding region runs from base 254 to 1588 and encodes 444 amino acids.